AUGGCAGCAUCAAAUCCUUGGUUGUCUCAUAAUAACAUGGGUCGACCUAUUCCAGAUUGGAUAGGGCAACUUGAAAGACUACAAGAACUUGAUCUUUCUCAUAAUGCAUUUUCUGGUCCAAUUCCCACAAAUUUGGGAAAUCUAUCUUCCUUGAUUCUAUUGGAUCUCUAUUCAAAUCACUUGAAUGGAAAUCUUCCAGAAAGUCUAGGGCUACUCUCCAACUUGGAGCGCAUGGAAGUUGGUGAUGAUUCCUUGACAGGAAAUAGUUCUCUCAAUUUUCUACUCAUUGAAAACUCACGUGCUUCAUUUGAACCUCUUGACAAGCUUUGGGACUUUGCUGCUCAACUUGAAUGGUUCUCUUUACACAACAACACAAUCAGCGAGGACAUGUCAAAUGUGUUGCUAAACUCGACAUUGGUUUGGUUGGAAUCCAAUAAUUUGCGAGGUGGUUUGCCUCGAUUAUCACCUAAAGUGGCCGCUUUGAGUUUAUUUAAUAACUCUUUGACUGUAUCCAUUUCUCCUCUAUUAUGUCAUAAGAUGGUAGAAGAAAGCAGUUUAAAGUACUUAGAAAUGAGCAAUAAUCUUUUAUCGGGAGAACUCACAGAUUGUUGGAUUCACUGGAAACAGUUGCGUCAUAUAAGUUUGGGGAAGAAUACCUUAACUGGAAAGAUUCCUCAAUCAAUGGCCUCCUUGUCUAAUCUUGUUUCAUUGCAUUUAAAUGAAAAUAAUUUCUUUGGAGAAGUACCUUUGUCACUAAAAGAUUGCCAGAACCUUUGGAUCCUUAAUUUAGGCGAAAAUAACUUCUCUGGAGCUAUACCAAGCUGGAUGGGGAGUGUAAAAAUUAUCCAACUGAGCUCGAACCAAUUCAGUGGCAACAUCCCCACACAGAUAUGCCAACUUAAUUCACUAAUGUUCAUGGACUUUGCAAAUAACAGAUUAUCAGGACCAAUACCCAACUGCCUCCAUAACAUCACAUCUAUGCUUUCUGAUCAUGCUUCAAUUGGGGAGUUCGGCAUUAGAAUUCAAUCAACUGAUAAUGAAGUAGACAUUGUUUUUGUUGUUAUUAUGCCCAAAAAAGGCAAUGAAUUAGAAUAUUGGAAGUUGAUGUAUGCUAUUGAUCUUUCAAGCAACAAUUUGUCUGGAACAGUGCCUUUAGAGAUAUUCAUGCUGACUAGAUUGCAGUCAAUGAAUUUGUCCCAUAAUCGAUUAAUAGGGACGAUAAAAAAUGAAAUUGGAAACUUGAAACAGUUGGAGUGCCUUGAUCUCUCAAACAAUCGUCUCUCAAGACAAAUUCCACAGUUCUUGUCUGGUUUGUCUUUUCUUGGUGACUUAAAUUUGUCCUUCAACAAUUUUAUGGGCAAAAUUCCAUCGGGGACCCAACUUCAAGGUUUCACAAAUCUUAGUUAUAUGGGUAAUAAUGAACUUUGUGGACCUCCACUUACUCAGAUCUGCCCACAAAAUAAAAAACCACAUGAUACAAAAUUAAUGGGAGAAGAUCAUGAUGGUGAUGAUGAUAAAUCUGAAGUAUAUUCAUGGUUCUAUAUGGGCUUGGGAAUUGGAUUUGCAUCGGGAUUUUGGGGAGUUUUCGGUCCCAUAUUAUUCAACAGGAGAUGCAGGCAUGCCUAUUUCACAUUUCUUCACCGACUGUAUACCAUGGUGACUCAAAAGAUGAAUUCUCUUUAUUGA
Molecule: messenger RNA, 1686 nt
Organism: Gastrolobium bilobum
Lineage: Eukaryota; Viridiplantae; Streptophyta; Magnoliopsida; Fabales; Fabaceae
Product: receptor-like protein EIX2
Exons: 2
Coding region: 1-1686 (561 amino acids)
Molecular function (GO): protein binding
Source: RefSeq, a predicted model, not a curated record